GUGUGUGAAACCAUGGAUGGAGGUGCUGCUGCCAUUGAAGUUCUUGUUCAAAACCUGAUCAACACUUUGAAGGAUGAGUACUCUUUGAUUCGAGGUCUCGAUGGAGCUGCCCUACAGCUGCAGAGGACUUUGGACAUGAUCCAAGCCUUCUUGAAUGAUGUUGAGAAGAAAACCAUCACUGACAAGGCUGUCAAAGUAUGGUUGAGGGACCUGGAAGUCGUGGCUUUCGAUGCUGAUAAUGUCUUGGACGAACUCAGCUAUCACCUUCUCCACAAAAAAGUGGAGAAAAUGAAGACACCCAAUCCUAGUCCCAAGGCCAAGGAUAGGGUCCUAUCAUGCUUCUCAUCCUGCAAAAGCAUUUCGCGUCGGCAUAAUAUGGCUCACACAAUCAAGAAUAUCAAUGCAGAGUUUGAGUCUAUGAACAAAAGGGCAACAGGCCUUGGCCUUCAGAGCAUACUUCUGAAUGCACCUGUUGCUACUCAUACUUCCAUUGAGACUAAUUCAAUCAUGUGUGAUCCAAUCUUUGUCGGAAGAGAUGAUGAUGUGUCUGCAGUAGUUGGCAUGUUGACCCAUAUCCCCCAAGAUCAGACCAUCUCCAUUGUUGCUCUUGUCGGAAUGGGGGGUAUGGGGAAGACCACGUUGACCCGGAAUGUUUUCAAUCACGAAAGGCUAAAGACAUUCGGAUCGCAUAUGUGGGUUCAUGUUUCUCAAACUUUUGAUCCAAUCAGUCUUUUCAACAAAAUGCACUCAACAUUGGCUUCAACUACCGGUGAUAGAGUUGAGCGAGUUGAGCAGGAGGAAGCUAUCCUGAACAAGCUUCGAGAAGUUCUCAGGUCUAAAACUUAUCUUCUUGUUCUUGACGAUGUUUGGAAUGAAGAUAUUCUGAAAUGGGAAGGUUUUAUAAAUAACAUGAAGGGAGUUUCUUCCACCAAGGGAAAUGGUAUUAUCAUCACCACCAGGAGGGAAAAUGUUGCUUCAAUUGCCGACCCAUUUCAUAUUCAUCGAGUGAAUGGCUUAUCAGAUGAACAGUGCUGGUCCAUAAUCAAAGCAAGAUCUUUUGAUGGAAAUGCAGAAGUUCCAUCAGGAUUUGAGACGAUUGGGAAAGAGAUUGCAAUGAGAUGUCAGGGUUUGCCCUUGGCUGCCAAUGUGGUUGGGGGUGUGCUUCGUCGCUGUAAAUCCAUGCAAGAUUGGUGCUCCAUCAAAGAAAAUUGGCUCUCGGAUGAUGAAGGAGGUGAAAAUAUCUCAAAAAUAUUGAAAUUGAGCUAUGAUCAUCUGUCUUCGCCAUCACUCAAGAAGUGUUUCGCGUUUUGUUCGAUUUUCCCCAAAGGUCGGAAAAUCAAGAAGGAUGAGCUUAUUGAACUUUGGAUGGCAGAAGGGUUUCUUCAACCUAGCCGAAGAGAUGAUAUGGAGUCCGUGGGCAACAUGUUUCUCAAUGUGCUUUUACAGAACUCGUUGUUGCAAGCUGCAGAGGGAGAUUAUCAUGGAAGGGAAAACUAUGUGAUGCACGAUCUUGUGCAUGAUCUUGCAUCUUCUAUUUUAUCUAAUAAUGCAGAUGGCAGCACUCUAAUUCAAUACAUGUUUCAUGAAAAAGAAUCAAUUCAUAUACCAGAAGCAGUAUCGAGGAAUUUACGUACAUUACUCUUGGGAGAUGAAACUUGUGUUACCAUAUUCUCUGACUUCAAAUGUCUGCAUACUCUAACUCUUUAUGGUCGUAAGUUUAAAGAGUUGUCCAUUUCAAUUAAGGAGUUGAUACAUUUGAGAAAUCUCAAUAUUUCCGACACAUCAAUUGACAACAUUCCGGAGUGGAUUGGUGAACUCCACCACUUGCAAACAUUUGGAGCAGAAAUAUGGGGAUUAGAGAAACUGCCAAGUACAUUGAAGUACUUGAUUAACUUAAGGCAUCUUCAUUUAUGGCCGGAUACGAAGUUACCAGCAGAGAUUGGGAAAUUAACUAGUCUCCAAACACUUGGGCACUUUAAAGUGGGCAAAGAGAAGGGCUACCAAAUUGAAGAGCUUGGAAGUUUGAAGAAUCUCAAAGGAUCACUAUGUAUUCGGAAUCUCGAAAGGGUGCGUGACAAGGAAGAUGCUAUGAAAGCAAAUCUGUUGCAGAAGUCAAACUUGUCUGAAUUGGUGUUUAAAUGGGAUGAUGAUAGUGAUGCCGACAGAAAUGAUGAGAGUGUGUUGGAGGGCCUUCAACCGCAUGCAAAUCUGAAGGUGUUGGGGAUUGAUGGAUUCAAAGGCAAAACAUUUCCAACAUGGUGUAAGAAGAUGGCAGUGCAGGAUGGGCCUCGAGGCUCUUGGGUACAACUUGAUAACUUGUUUCGGAUAUCACUUGUGAAUUGCUCGGAGUGUGAGGAAAUCCCAAUGUUGGAUCACUCAUUGCCUAAUCUCAAAUCUCUUUUUAUGACAAAAUUGAAAGAGGUGAGGUCCAUAAAUUUCUCAUUCAAAAAUUUAAAAUCUCUCCAUAUAUACGACUUAGAGAGAUUACAAUAUCUGCCAGAAUCGUUAUUCUCUAACAAUCAGAGUCUCUCAAAUUUAAGGAUCGUAAAGUGCCCUGUGUUGAGUGAAUUACCAUAUGGGCUGGACACCCUCAAUUCUCUAGAGGAAUUGACCAUCAGUGAUUGUCCAAAUUUGAAGUGGAUCAAGAAUCCAAGCCGUGGAGCAAAAAAAUAUCAAGGAAUCCUCCAUCAGCUGAUAAUUGAAGGGUGCGAAAAGCUGAUAGAAUUGCCAUGUCAAAUUCUGGAGUCGUCAGCACCCACAAUCAAGACACUUUUAUUGAAUGAAUUAAGGAGCCUAAAGAAUCUACCUAUGCUAAUUGACUGCCUCGCCAAAUCAUGUCCUUGCCUCGAAGUAUUGAAAAUCAGAGGUGUUCCUAAUUUCAUGGCAAGUGGUACUAUUGGGAGUUGGAGUUUAGGCAGGUUGAGGGCAUUAGAGAUAGAUGUGAGUGUGGAGUGGUCAAUGGAGAGUAGUGAUGCCAUCGGAGCGACUGUGGAAGGGAUGCUGCAAGGAUGUGGCAACUCGCUUAUAUGGCUACAAUUGAAGGGGGUGGAAAACUGGGAGUGGGUGCCCCAAUCAAUCCAACACCUCAUUGCUCUUUCUGAGUUGGAGUUAGAGAAUAUAGGGGUACAAGAAUUGCCCCAAUCAAUCCAACACCUCACUGCUCUUUCUGAGCUGAAGUUAGAGAAUAUAGGGAUAGAAGAACUGCCAGAAUGGUUGGGAAACCUCUCAUCCCUGGGGAAGUUAACUCUAGUAGGUUGUAAGAAGUUGAGGUGUCUGCCCUCUGUUGAUGCAUUGGAGCGUCUCACUCGGUUACGUUGGUUAGCAAUUGCAGAUUGUCCAGAACUAUGUAUUGAUUCAGAGUUGCGCAACCAACUGAAUUUCACCAUUGCGGUUCAUAUAAAAUGUUUAAAUAGUGAGCAGAGCUGAAAAUGGAGUCCGGAUGAAGUCAGACCAAAAGCAAAGUCUAGAGAAAGAGCAGAUUCAUCACAAUAUUCCACACUAGAUUCAUGAAAUUCCGAUGUAUGAAAUUCAGAUUUAAAUGAGGAAAAAAGGUAUUUAAUCA
Molecule: messenger RNA, 3562 nt
Organism: Salvia hispanica
Lineage: Eukaryota; Viridiplantae; Streptophyta; Magnoliopsida; Lamiales; Lamiaceae
Product: putative disease resistance protein RGA1
Molecular function (GO): ADP binding
Source: RefSeq, a predicted model, not a curated record